GCGGGCUCUUGCGGAAGUCCAUGCGCCAUUGGAAGGGCCGCAGUGGCUUCUCUGUGUCCUUGUUGCCCAGAGCCUCUUCCUGGGUCAUUCCUGGAGCAGGAGCCGGACUGGGGCUCACACCAGGGCUCCCGCGUGGUCUCCGCGCCUGCGUGACCUCCUCUCUGGAGGGAUGUGGCGACUCCGCCGGCCCGCCGUGGCCUGUGAGGUCUGCCAUUCCUUAGUGAAACAUAGCUCUGGAAUAAAAGGAAGCUUACCACUACAGAAACUGCAUCUGGUUUCACGAAGUAUUUAUCAUUCACGUCAUCCUACCUUAAAGCUUCAAAGAGCCCAAUUCCGGACAUCAUUUCAGCAGUUCUCCUCCCUAACUAACCCUCCUUUACAUAAAUUGAAACUUUCCCCAAUUAAGUAUGGCUACCAGCCCCGCAGGAAUUUUUGGCCAGCAAGAUUAGCUGCAAGACUCUUAAAACUUCGGUAUCUCGUGCUGGGAUCUGCGGUUGGGGGUGGCUAUACAGCCAAAAAGACUUUUGAUCAAUGGAAAGACAUGAUACCAGACCUUAGUGACUAUAAAUGGAUUGUGCCUGACUUUGUGUGGGAGAUUGAUGACUACAUUGACUUAGAGAAAAUUAGAAAAGCCCUUCCUGAUUCAGAGGACCUUUCAAAGUUGGCACCCGACUUUGACAAAAUUGUUGAAAGCCUCAGCUUAUUGAAGGACUUUUUCACCACAGGUCACAAAUUGGUUAGUGAAGUCAUAGGAGCUUCUGACCUGCUUCUCUUGUUAGGUUCAUCUGGAGAAACCACAUUUAGAGCAACAGAUCAUGGACCUGAAAGUGACAAGCAUUUUAGAAAGGGUCUGCUUGGUGAGCUCAUUCUCUUACAACAGCAAAUUCAGGAGCAUGAAGAGGAAGCACGCAGAGCUGCUGGCCAAUAUAGCGCGAGCUAUGCCCAACAGAAGCGCAAGGUGUCAGACAAAGAGAAAAUUGACCAACUUCAAGAAGAACUUCUGCAUACUCAGUUAAAGUACCAGAGAAUCUUGGAACGGUUAGAAAAGGAGAACAAAGAAUUGAGAAAAAUAGUGUUGCAGAAAGAUGACAAAGGCAUCCAUCAUAGAAAGCUUAAGAAAUCUUUGAUUGACAUGUAUUCUGAAGUUCUUGAUGUUCUAUCUGAUUAUGAUGCCAGUUAUAAUACACAAGAUCAUCUGCCAAGGGUUGUUGUGGUUGGAGAUCAGAGUGCUGGAAAAACUAGUGUGUUGGAAAUGAUUGCUCAAGCACGAAUAUUCCCACGAGGAUCUGGGGAGAUGAUGACACGUUCUCCAGUGAAGGUGACUCUGAGUGAAGGUCCUCACCACGUGGCCUUAUUUAAAGACAGUUCUCGGGAGUUUGAUCUUACCAAAGAGGAAGACCUUGCAGCAUUAAGACAUGAAAUAGAACUCCGAAUGAGGAAAAAUGUAAAAGAAGGCUGUACUGUUAGCCCUGAGACCAUAUCCUUAAAUGUGAAAGGCCCUGGGAUACAGAGGAUGGUGCUUGUUGACUUACCAGGUGUGAUUAAUACUGUGACAUCAGGCAUGGCUCCUGACACAAAGGAAACUAUUUUCAGUAUCAGCAAAGCUUAUAUGCAGAAUCCUAAUGCCAUCAUACUCUGUAUUCAAGAUGGAUCGGUAGAUGCUGAACGCAGCAUUGUUACAGAUUUGGUCAGUCAAAUGGAUCCUCAUGGAAGAAGGACCAUAUUUGUUUUGACCAAAGUAGACCUGGCAGAGAAAAAUGUGGCUAGUCCAAGCAGGAUUCAGCAGAUAAUUGAAGGAAAACUCUUCCCAAUGAAAGCUCUAGGUUAUUUUGCUGUUGUAACAGGAAAAGGAAACAGCUCUGAAAGCAUUGAAGCUAUAAGAGAAUAUGAAGAAGAAUUUUUUCAGAAUUCAAAACUCCUGAAAACAAGCAUGCUAAAGGCACACCAAGUGACUACCAGAAAUUUAAGUCUUGCUGUGUCAGACUGCUUUUGGAAAAUGGUACGAGAGUCAGUUGAACAACAGGCUGAUAGUUUCAAAGCAACACGUUUUAACCUUGAAACUGAGUGGAAGAAUAACUAUCCUCGCCUGCGAGAACUUGACCGGAAUGAACUAUUUGAAAAAGCUAAAAAUGAAAUCCUCGAUGAAGUUAUCAGUCUGAGCCAGGUUACACCAAAACAUUGGGAGGAAAUCCUUCAGCAAUCUUUGUGGGAAAGAGUAUCAACUCAUGUGAUUGAAAACAUCUAUCUUCCAGCUGCACAGACCAUGAAUUCAGGGACUUUUAAUACUACAGUGGAUAUCAAGCUUAAACAGUGGACUGAUAAGCAGCUUCCUAAUAAAGCAGUAGAGGUUGCUUGGGAGACCCUACAAGAAGAAUUUUCACGCUUCAUGACAGAACCAAAAGGAAAAGAGCAUGAUGACAUAUUUGAUAAACUUAAAGAGGCUGUUAAGGAAGAAAGUAUUAAACGCCACAAGUGGAAUGAUUUUGCAGAGGACAGCUUGAGGGUUAUUCAACACAAUGCUUUAGAAGACCGGUCCAUAUCUGAUAAACAGCAGUGGGAUGCAGCUAUUUAUUUUAUGGAAGAGGCUCUUCAGGCUCGUCUCAAAGAUACUGAAAAUGCAAUUGAAAAUAUGGUGGGUCCAGAUUGGAAAAAACGGUGGUUAUACUGGAAGAAUCGGACCCAAGAACAGUGUAUUCUCAAUGAAACCAAGAAUGAAUUGGAGAAGAUGUUGAAAUGUAAUGAGGAGCACCCAGCUUAUCUUGCAAGUGAUGAGAUAACCACGGUCCGAAAGAAUCUUGAAUCCCGAGGCGUAACAGUAGAUCCAAGCUUGAUUAAGGACACAUGGCACCAAGUUUACAGAAGACAUUUCUUAAAAACCGCUCUAAACCAUUGUAACCUUUGUCGAAGAGGCUUUUAUUACUACCAAAGGCAUUUUGUAGAUUCUGAGCUGGAAUGCAAUGACGUCGUCCUCUUCUGGCGAAUACAGCGCAUGCUGGCUAUCACAGCAAAUACUUUACGACAGCAGCUCACAAACACUGAAGUCAGACGAUUAGAGAAAAAUGUGAAAGAAGUAUUAGAAGAUUUUGCUGAAGAUGGCGAGAAGAAGGUUAAAUUGCUUACUGGCAAACGCGUUCAACUGGCUGAAGACCUCAAGAAAGUUAGAGAAAUUCAAGAAAAACUUGAUGCUUUUAUUGAAGCUCUGCAUCAGGAGAAGUAAAUUAUAAAAACUUACUCAUAAUAUCAUCACUUCUGUACACACCUGAAGAAAGAAAAAUCCAAAGUCUUUUGUCCUGCCUUUUUUUCCUUCUGCUGUUCCACCUUUCUAAACAUAAAAUAAAGUCAUGGGAUAAAAAUAAUGUAUGUGUGUUAGAGGCACUUUAACCACCAGCUGCCUUUUGAAUGGAAGAACAAUGGGAAAGGCAUUAACAUCCUAUUUUAUUGUAUUGAAGUGACAAAUUGGGAUAAUGUAAGUGGUAUGACCAUUAGGUUCAGUCCUCGAAGAUAAGAAACUUGCUCUUCUGCUUGUUGUCUCACUUGUGGUGACACUAAUUUAGCUAAUUCAUUAGCUGAUGUUACUCUAUGUCAGUUUCUUUUCCAGAAAAAGAGUGCUAGGUGAUUUGAAAUAAAACUUAAUAGCAAUUUUUAAAAGCUAUCAACUGUAUCUAAAAUAAUGGUAAUCCGAUAAGUUGCUGUCUGUAUCUGUAAUGUUCUCUAUCCAGAAACUCUUUGACCCUGAUAAUUCAGUUUAUACUCAUCAUGUGAAAGAAAACUUGUUAACAAAAGAACCCCUCAAAUAGGAUAAUUUCGUUGACAAUAAUUCCUGUACAUUCAUUGAGAGAGAUUUCAACCCUUCAUUGACAGCUUAGAGUUGCCUUAGAAGCUAAGUCACUGGUAGCUUACCUAUUUGAUUCAGUUGAUGUUUUUGUACUCUCUCUAUCCAUUUGAAUAUCAUUCAUUUUGAAUGUUGUAUACUCAAGCUAGGCUUUCUGUUAACAGUGUUUGUUUGUUUUUACCUGUUGACAGAGCUCUUGUUGUGACAGAGGAGAGGGAAGAUUGAGAAUAAUCAAUUGACUGAUUGCAUUUAGACUAUUGUCAAACAUUUCAACUAGGCAUCUGGAAAAGGCUUUCUUUCAUAAGACUGUGUUUUAAAUAGCAAUUAUUUCAACAGUUAGAAUGAUGUUGCCCAUACCUCUUUUAGCUGAAUGUAAAGAAAAAUACAAAGUAUAAUGUAUUGCAGUUCAAUUACAGUGAUACCCUCACAGCAUUUUCAUGUUUUAUGUAUUUAUUUUUAUUGGCUAAAGGACUUUAAAACAAAGAAAUAUGCCAUUUUUGAUUUUAAAUAUCUUUCUCAUUUAACUCUACUAUUUGCUACCAUUUCAUUAAGCCUUUAUUAUUCUAACAGAAAUGCUCAUUGUGUGAUAGUUUUUAUUUUACAGUUUACUUAAUUUUACAAUUUUCUUGGAAUUAUGUUUUGGUAACAAUUCCUUGCCACUCUGCAUUUUUAAAUAUUAAUAUCAAUACAUUCUUCAUUGUGAUCUCUGUCGAGACCUGACACUUAAUAUGCAAGGUUGAAGGAUAUCACAAAAUAUUUUAGAAAUUGAGAAUUCAGUAAAUAUUUGUUUUAUACUGUAUGAUAAGAAAAGCAGAUCCAGUUUUCAGCAGCUAUUAGCCACCUACAUUGUUAUUUGGUAAGUCAGUAAUCAAGAGCAUUUCCCGUCUUUUAGAAGUCGGGAUAGUGGGUGAGCAGAAAGGGAGUGGAGCAGCGCAGUGUUCCCCACACAGAUUGGGCGAUGACCUCCCUGGUUAGCUCCCUCUAACCAGUGCUGGCCGGUAGAUAAACCCCUUCGUGGAAGCAGGCUUCAUGCAAUUGUUAAGGCUUUUGUAGUUGUAAAUCGCAACCGCUUUACAACUAUAAACCUAUUUAUCAAUCAGAAAAGAUAUAGGACCAUAUUUAUUUAUUUCUGUGAGCUCCAAAUAGGAAAAAAUGUCCUCAGCUGUAUUUCUACAGAUUUCUCCCAAGCGAAAGGCUGAUGUCAAAUCAGUACUUUUAUCAUAUCCCUUUGUAUAAAUUUAAGAAAGGGGGUAAGGUGUCUUUAUUUCUUUGAGAUCAGUAUUUGUAAUUUAAAUAUAUAAACAGAUGAUAAAAAAUAAUACUAUUAAGUCCCAUAAAAAUACAGAAAUUCCCCCAUCCUCCUCAGUAAUAUGACAUCUCUCGUGGAUAAUAUAUAUAUUUUCUCUUUUUUUCACUGAUCUCAUACUAAGCAUGCCUUUUUUCCUUUGAAAACUAAGUAUUUAUUAAAUGCAGAUAUUAUUAAAAGAAAAAAUAAAAUUCAGAUUCUCAACAGUAAACCCUGUGUGUUGUGUCUGUAGUUCAAAAAUUAUAAAUGAUUCAGAUUGAAGCACAUUUCAGAAAUCCAGUAUACAGAGUUAAAUUCUAACUAGACUAGGAAUCAUUUGUUUUUCAGGUCAGGAUUUGCACCAAAAGAAAAAAAAAAGUGAACAAAGCUCUGUAGGGAACUGAACAACUGUAAAUUCUAUCUAAAAUUCACUCUGGCAGGGACCAGUUGAAACGAUCAGUAUAUGUAGGCAUUGCACAGUGAGAAGCAAGUUACUGCUCCUUCGUGGUUGAACCAGCGGAGCUAUACUUACAGGUGGAGCAAUCAGCCCUUUUCAGUAUCUUAAUUAUAUUCUCUCCUCGUUGUAUUACCCCCCUUUUCUAGGCGUUACGCCUUCCCACAAAUAAUUUAGCCUCUGAAUGCAAACGAAUGGAGUAAAAAUGGGUUGGGAACAUUGCAGAAGAGUAGUGUUUCCCAACCUUACAAUUUGGAAGUUUUACAUAUGGUAAGAUUCAGAGUGUAGGUUUAAAAGAUCAAUUUCUUUGUUAAUAAUUAUAUAUUUAUUUUAGAUUUAUGUAUCUGUAAAAAGAAAUAUGGCAUUUUGGUUUUCCGAUAACAGGGAUCAAAGUAAUGCUUUUUAUCUCAAUUCUCUAAACUGGUAUAUGCUAUAGUUUCAGGUCCUUUAGCAGUAUGGAUAUGUGCUUACAAAUAUGCUUACUUUUUUAAUAAUCAUGGCUAUGUUUAAGUAUUUAAAACAACUUUGUUUCUACUUGUGCACUGUGAGUGAACUUUGUAUUUUUAAAAACCUUCACAUUACAUGAUAUUACAAUUUAUAUUUUGCCUGUGCUUGAUCUAAGUUCAUGUGUGUAGCUGAGUAAUUAAAGAUAUUAUAUAAGAGAGCAUCUUUUAAGUUUCCUCUGUUUUAAAGA
Messenger RNA from Rhinolophus ferrumequinum (greater horseshoe bat), 6265 nucleotides. It is a transcript of the gene OPA1, whose product is annotated as OPA1 mitochondrial dynamin like GTPase. Gene Ontology annotation, molecular function: microtubule binding; GTPase activity; GTP binding. Gene Ontology annotation, biological process: mitochondrial fusion. Gene Ontology annotation, cellular component: mitochondrial membrane; cytoplasm; microtubule. Lineage: Eukaryota; Metazoa; Chordata; Mammalia; Chiroptera; Rhinolophidae. The record is from RefSeq and is a predicted model, not a curated record.